This is a messenger RNA of Sclerotinia sclerotiorum 1980 UF-70, 3873 nucleotides long. RefSeq lists its product as hypothetical. The record is from RefSeq and is a predicted model, not a curated record. The coding region runs from base 1 to 3873 and encodes 1290 amino acids. The transcript has a single exon. NCBI's taxonomy places the organism in Eukaryota, Fungi, Ascomycota, Leotiomycetes, Helotiales, Sclerotiniaceae.
AUGUUUAGAAGUCGCAAGAAGAAGGAUGCCAAGGACGCAACAGAGGCAGCAAGUCGAGCAUCUAGCGAUAUCGAGCACACUCCCACCGUCAAAUCAUCAAUAACUUUUAGACUUGGAAAGAAGAAGGAAGAGCCCGAACCAAAAGUAGAAUUGGACCUUGAGAAUGCUUUGCCGCCGUUGGAUGACUUUCGAACAAGUCUGUUGAUGAAUGGAUUAUCAGCUCGGUUUUCUAUGUUACGAGAACAAGACGAUCCAACUUCAAAGAUUGGUAAAGCUAGUGAUGACAGUGUGUUAUUCCCCAACCGAGCCUCAAAACUGAUUGACUUUGGAUUCCAAGGACAUGGUCUCUCUGACAUCGCAGAGGUAUCGUCGAUACAUGGAUCGGUUCGACCACCGUUUACCUUUUCCAAGGUUGAUACAUACGCAGAUGGUUACGGGACGGAUGACGAAUCUGUACACACCGGGAGUAUUAUGAGUCGACCAAAACCGAGCGAGGGCAAUGUUCUUUUCGGUGGCCGUCAAAAGAUUUAUAAAAUUCCCGCAGGAUCCAAAAGUUCGGGUGAUGGUGGUCUAGGAGGUCGUGUAUUGUAUGACAAUGAUGUUAGCCCGUCGGCUUUUCAGAAGUUACGGCAGAAGGAAAAGGAACAACAAUGGGAUGAGCGAAACGAUGAUGAGGACAACAAUGCAGAUAUAUCGACAGCAGAACACUCGAGAGCUGGUUCCCCGCCACCGACUGGAUACAAUCGUAACCGGGAAACAUCAUCUACCACUUCCUCUGGGCCAGUGACCACGAGAAUUUCUACAGCUGCAACUUCUUUCACUUCACAACGUACUCCAUCACUGAGUGGAUCUCACACGCCAGUUUCAGCAGGAGGCUCUGGAACGAAUUCCGGCAUGGAAAGAUCUACACCCAAAAUGCGCCGACUCUACGAAACUGGUUUGGAUCAACAUGUACACGAUCAACAACACUCAUCCAUGAACAGAAUCGAUAGCCUGACCAGACAACGUGGUAUGGGCGCUCAGACACCUCCACUUACAAUGAAUUCGCCUACAUCAGCUACCUCUGUUAAUGCAUCUGACAAAUGGGACCGCAAGCCAGUGCUUGCUAAAGGCAGUAUGCCUAAUUUGCGUGCCGCAAGUCCACCACCAAGUCAUAAUCUUCCGUCACCCAUCAGCGGGUUUGACUUUGGUCCAUCAGCGAAAUCAGCUCACUUGGAGGUGGAGCCUAAAUCACAGUACGGAUUCUCAAACCCUCCUCUGAGCCCUCCAGCCAGCGAAAAUGAUGAAGCAGCACCAAUAUCACAAGUCAAUGACAGGGUCAAGGCUAUGAUGACUGGUGGGAAAAUUAAGCCUAUCCAACCCCAUGACGAGGAAAGAACCUACCAGAACCAAUUCCAAAUGAACACCGGUAGAGAGACACCGCCUCCAAGAAAGCAUUCCCCGCCGGGACCUUUUGUCCCACGACAACAGCCAGGACCACGACUUCGUAACGAUUCUGGUGCACAGAACUACCCUCCUCAGAGGCAUUUCCCUCCUAAAGAUCGAGCUCCCGAGCUACAAUCCCCGAAACAACAACGGAUAAUAAUUCCUGGAAGUGACUCUGUUUCAGUACCGUUUAUGGGCUCUCCAAGUCGUUCAGUAGCAUCUCCUAGCAAACCAGAGUUUCCUUCCAAGGGACCUGUCAGUCGACCAUGGGGACUUCCUCAACCCCGCAGCUUUCCCAAUCUGAAAUAUCGUAAUCAUAAUGAUCCGUUAAUGACAUCACGACCUGACGAAUCUCAGCAUCCAGCAAAUCAGGCAAUUGCCCUUGCGGCUCUAGGUCCACAACAGCCACUACCGGCGCCUCCAACCAGCUCUUCAAAGAUUCUGGAGAUCAAAACCACACCACCAGAUGAUGGCGAAAGAGAGCCUGAGCCUCCAGCCGACUCGCCAACACUGCCGGGCCUGAGUGGAAUGGUCCGUUCACAUUUACGAUCUGACAGUGACAGCUCAUCCAUAUAUGGCAUCACUGCAGCUGGAUUCAAUCAACAAAUAUCUUACGAUCCGAUUGAAGAACCUUCUCAGGAUUAUAGUGAGAGACGAAACCCUUGGGAAAUUAAUGAUUGGGAUGAAACCCCACUAAGUCCUUUGGCUAAAGUAAAUGCUGCCGUUCUCGACCCUCUUGCCAUACAGCCGAUAGACUCGGAUGCCGAGGCUGAAACUAUACCAAAGGCUGCAUGGGAGGAGGAGAUGGAAUCACGUCACAAUAGAGAUGGAAGUUCGGCUACUCAACAAGAGCGACAAGAGUUCAAAGAGGAGCUUGCUCAACGUCGAAAGCAAGUUCAGGAAAACCUCAAGAGCCUAGUGAUUGAAGCUGAACGUCAACCUGAACGCCAGGUUGCCUCACCUACUCCUGGCUCGGCCGUUCUAUUGAAGACUAAGGCCAGCCUCAGCGCGUUGGCAAUGAAACAAAAGGAAGCCGCAGGCCAAUCCAAAGCCAUGAAAAUGUUCGGGAUUGGCAGUAGUCCAGUCAUACAGAAUGGACCUCCUCAACCAGGUAAGAAGAGAAUUGAUGACAGCUCAUGGAAGGAGGAAGAGGAGGAAAUGUUACGAAAUGUCGCUACUUCUUCCACGCCACCCCAGGUGAAGGCCUUCCGUCAAGCUCGAAGAGAUGCACAACGUGAUCGGGAGCAUCAAAUGACUUUGAGGCAUCAGCAGAAAGGUGACGAUGCUUUCAACGAAAUUAACUGGUCGAGCCCGAGGCCUAAUGAGCCCCGACAAGCGCAUCCAUAUGAAGCAAGAAACAUGCAGGGAAUAAAUGAUGCAUCUGCUAAUUUCGCAACGCGUCAAAGAGCUCAAAGUCGAGAGAGAAAACCCCCACCGGUGACACAUUCUCAACGGAAUGCAAACAGAGAAAGCAAGGGCAGUAUAAGCACGAGCUUUUCAGGGUCGCGACCUGCAUCUCGUACCUCUAGAGAUCGUUCAGGUUCUGAUGCUUCUGGUCGAUCUAAGAGCCGCAAUGGCCGAUACAGAGAUGAUCUAGCUAAAGCGAUGGCCGAGGGAACGGGUAGUUCAAGUCAAGGUAUUGUUGAAGACCUUCACAAUGCUCGCCUCAUGCUCAAACCUACCGUAUCAGGUGUAUCCCCUGGUUCAUCUCCUGGUUUGCCACCUGGCCGCCCAUCCCCUAUCCCAUCCCCAGCGAUGGGGCCAAGACCCAGAAAUAACAGCAAAGCACAACCUUCGAGUUAUUUUGAACCUCAGAAUAUGCACGCUCUGCAAACGGGUGACGCAUUGGACAUUGGUAUUUCACCUAGACCAUCACCCGUCACCCCCUUUUCAGUCAACUCUACACCUUCUUUACAUGAUCCGUCACCCAUUGGGCCACGAUCAACUACUCCAACAGCAUCCCAUGCAAAUGGCUACAUGGCCGCCCGCAAGAAGUCGGUAACAAAAUCCGAGAUCUCGGAACCCACUUUCAUAUCAUCUACUUCCCGUGUCUCAACAAUUAAUCUUCCACCUGGAUCGAGCCUUCAAAACGGUAUUGCUCCACCUAUUCCUGCAGUUAAUCCAAGAAGAAGACAAACGAGAGCUAUGUUUGGUGCGAUGAUGGGAAAAAAGGACUCCAGCGAAUAUCUUGAGAGGGAUGAGAUUCCAUUGUCUACGACGAGUAGUGAAGAGAUGAGCACCUUCUCAGACGAAGAAGAAACUCCCCGAGAGAAACACAGACAGAGAUUGAGGAAGAGCCUGAGUGAGGGAGGCAAUCUGAAUGCCGAGGCAAGAGAAAAGGCAUACAACGCGCCAAGUCCGGCCAUGCCAGAUUUCCUCUCUGGAGCUGGAGGUGUGAUGGGACCAGGACCAGGACCAGUACCAGGUCAGGAUGGAAGCAUGUUCUGA